AGAGGGUGGAGAUGGAUGGCAGGAGAGAGAUCACUUGAUCAUUACCUGUCCUGUUCAUUCCCUCUGGGGCACCUGGCAUUGGCCACUGUCAGAAGACAGGAUACUGGGCUGGAUGGACCUUUGGCCUGACCCAGUAUGGCCAGUCUUCUGAGCUUACCCGUCUGAGCGGCCGGCGGUCAGGGCCACGGGCAGGUGAGCGCCACAGAGAAGACGAGGGGGCGGGGAAAGGCACAGCCAGCCCUGGGGCGGCCUGGUGGCAGCAGCGAGUGAGAGCAGCUGCCGCAGGAAGCAGCCGCAGCAGCGCCACUUUCCCUUCCCCCCCCCCGCCAGCGCCCGGAGCCGCCGCCGCCGCCUGCGCAGCCAUGACCCGGCCCUUCUCCCUGGCCGAGUGCGACGCGCUCGGCUUCGAUCUGGACCACACGCUGUGUCGCUACAACCUCCCCGAGAGCGCCCGGCUUAUAUAUGAUAGUUUUGCCCGCUACCUGGUAACCGAGAAGGGUUAUGAUAAAGAAUUGCUGACUGUAACUCCAGAAAGCUGGGACUUUUGCUGUAAAGGGUUGGCAUUGGAUCUGGAAGAUGGAAACUUUUUUAAGCUUGCUGGAGAUGGAACAAUUUUGAGGGCAAGCCACGGUACGAAGAGUAUGACUCCUGAAGAGAUCUUGGAAAUUUAUGGCAGGAGGGAAUGGAAACACUUUAAAACAUUCAGUGGAAUGGUUUCCCGCUCAGCUAAAUAUUAUUGCUAUGACAAUUAUUUUGACCUGCCGGGAGCCCUUCUUUGUGCAAGGAUUGUGGAUUGUUUAGAUAAGCACGACAGACAGACAAAAUACGACUUUUGGAAGGAUGUGAUUGCUGCUAUACAGCAUAACUAUAAAACCUCAGCUUUUAAAGAAAACGGUGGGGCAUAUUUCCCAGAAGUGAAAAAUGAUCCAGCCAAAUAUUUACAAAGUUGCCCUGAGUCUGUAAAAAAGUGGCUGAGGCAACUGAAAAAUGCUGGGAAGGUCCUGCUGUUGAUUACCAGCUCUCACAGUGACUACUGCAGACUCCUGUGUGAACACAUCCUUGGGAAUGAUUUUGCAGAGCUUUUUGACAUUGUGAUCACAAAUGCAUUGAAACCUGGUUUCUUCUCUCAUACGCCAAACCAAAGACCUUUCCGAACUCUUGAGAAUGAUGAGGAGCAGGAGGCUCUGCCAUCCUUGGACAAGCCUGGCUGGUAUUCCCAAGGUAAUGCUACCCAUCUUUAUGAACUGCUGAAGAAGAUGACGGGCAAGCCAGAACCUAAGGUUGUUUAUUUUGGUGACAGCAUGCAUUCAGAUAUUUUCCCAGCCCGUCACUAUAGCAACUGGGAGACGGUCUUUAUCUUAGAGGAGCUUAGAGGGGAUGAAGUUAUGAUGCUUGUGGAGACUGAGUCUGAGCCCUUGGAGAAGAAAGGAAAAUAUGAGGGACAUCACCCAAAAGCUCCUUAUUCAGUAUCUAAACAGUGGGGUUCUUUCUUUGUGGACAGCAUCUCAGGAUUGGAAAGUACAGAGGAAACCUUAACUGACACAUGGUCUUGCAAAUGUAUCAGUGCUUAUAGCACUAUUGCAAUUCCAAGUAUUGAAGCAAUAGCAGAUUUACCACUGGAUUAUAGAUUUACCCGAUUUUCCUCAAAUAGCUUGGAAACUGCUGGUUACUAUCCGAAACCUCCGAGGGUAUUACUAUCAAAUGGUGAGCCAGUGACUACAAAAUAGAUCAUAUCCCCCUUUUUCCUCACAUACCCUUGUAGUCCUUAACUAACUGCUGUCAGAUGCUAAUUGGUGAAAAUACCAUGCAAUGCUCCAUAAAAUCAAGUGAUGAAUUAAAAAAUGGACCCACAUGCAGACUUGUGUUUUACUAUAGUACAACUGGAACAGGGGAGCACUGAGUACUUAUCUAUACAUCUUCCUACCAAGCUACCUCUCAGAAGUGCAUUGAAACUAAUUCAUCCCAAAUUACAUGCUAAAUUCACACCAUUUUGAAGGACACUGUCUACAUUCCCUAUUUAAGGCCACAGCAACCUCCACUGCUACAGCAAUUCGUGAGAGAGCUGAUUGAGGAGGGCAUAAAAAUAGGACAACACACAGUAUCAAAUGCUGUUUAUGAUUAUGUUUACAGUUAAAGUUAUCUUAUGUAUAAGUUACAUUUUAUCUUUACAUAAGUCCCCCCAUUAUCACAGUACCUGAGUUAUAUAAUACAAUCUGUAAUACAUUUAUUGUGUCAACAGCCCUGGGAGGGAAGGCAGUGCUAUUAUCCCCAUUUACAGAUGGGGAACCGAGGCACAGCGAGACUAAGGUCCAAAUUUUUAAGGUAUUUAGGUAUUGCUCUGCUCAGUGUUGCAAGCCUACAUGAUUUAACAGCCUAAGUUUUAUUUUCAAAAGUGACUUAGGCACUUAGCCUAAAUUCCAUUGACUUUCAAUGAGAAUUAGUCUCCUAAGUCACUUAGGGCAUGUCUACGCUGCAGUUAGACACCUGCAGCUGCCCUGUGCCAACUGAUCAGGCUCUCAGGGCUCAGGCUAAAGACCUGUUUAAUUGUAGUGCAGACAUUCAGGCUCAGGCUGCAGUCCAAGCUCUGGGAUCCUCCCACCUCACAGGGUCCCAGAUCCCAGCCUCCAGCCCAAGGCUGAACACGUACACUGCAAUUAAACAGCCCCUUAGUGUGAGCCUGAGUCAGCUUGCAUGGGCCAGCAGUGGGUUUUUAAUUGAAGUGUAGACAUACCCUUUUGACCAGAUUUUUAAAGGUAUUUAAGCAUCUAAAGAUGCAGAUAGGUGCCUAGUGGGAUUUUCAAAUGCACAUUGGCACCUAACUCCCAUUUAUCUCAAAAGCAACCAGUACAGAUUAUACCAGUUCCCCUAAUGAAAUAAGCCGCCCCAGCAAUAGGAUUUUUUUGCUGGUAUAACUGCAUUUAUACUAGAGAUUUUUUUGCCAGUAUAACUGUGUUGGUCAUGGGUGUAAUUUUUUUCAUACUCCUAAUGGACAUAACCAUGCUGGCAAAACUUUUAAAUGCAGGCCGGGUGCUAGGCUAGCCACUGGACCAUCCAUCUCAGUCCAGAGUAACUAGUUGAUAAGAGUGAAGUUACUCCAAAUUUACCCUGGUUUAAUAGACCAGAAUUUGGCCAUUUAUUUCAAAAGCAACAUGUCUGACUAUCUAUAACUCCCGUGCACAAGGCAGUAGCAGAAUAUCAGAUAAACUUCCUUAGAGGACUGGAUGGCUAUUUCAAUUAGCAAUAAUCUUUCACUUCUAGACUUCCGGUUUGAAACAAACAACUGUUGUUGUUAUCUUAUGUCUGCCUGAUGGUCUACAUGAAAUAAAUUAGUAGCUUGACUCCAGUUCACUGCAUGAUCGCAUUCCCACAGGGUAGGACAGUUCAUAUGCAGAAGUCAGAACACAAAAAGAAGCAUUAAAUCUUUGUUACACAAAAAUCAGCCUGAACUAUCUUGUUUCUAUAACAUAGAGACAUUCGUUUUAAAUUUAUCUACUCCAGUGUACCCACAAGAUACCUGCACCUUUUCAGUUGGCUGUGUGCUUAGCACUGAUGGGUUACCGCAAGUCAUACCUAUAAAGAAAAGAAACAAAAAAAGUUUAAAAAAUACAGAAAACAAGAAAUGUAUCCCUUACAGGAAAUAUCGGUUAUAACUAAAAGUGGGAUAAGAGAGUUCUGGUCUCUAAAAGUGCCCUGCUGCUCCCUGUAACCUAUAAACUAAAAAGCUAGCAAGGCUGGGAUUUUGCUAGCAAGGCUGGGAUUUUACUCGUUUCUCUUUAGCACCUAAUAAUCCCAGUAAAGGGAAGAACAAUGAUGUUCAGUCUUCUUCCCCCACUCCCCCUCUCCCCCUCCAAGGGAUCAGAUUUUCAGAUGCUGUAAAUUGGCAUAGUUCCUUUGCGUUGAGAAUCUGGCCCCAAGUCUACAAAAUGUCUGUAUUAAGUAGAGAUGGACUCAAGCUAAAAUCUCAGAUUCAGAACUAUGUGAUUGUUUGAAAUCCAAAUCUGGAUCCAGAUACUGAUUUUGCAAAUGAUUUCUAAUUUUAUGGGCCAAACCAAUAUCCUAGCACCUUCAAGCUUUCUAUGUUCUGAUUUGAAUUUUGUUGCAUGGUUCCCUGUCUUGGGUUUUAAGUGUAUAGAGUUAUAAUCCUUAAAACAAUCAUUGGGUCUCAAUGUCUCAACGAAUAAGUAGUAUCUCCUCAUCUAGAAAAUAGUAUGUGCCAGAUUCCAAACAACCUAAGUGUAGACUUCACCCUAAGAAACACAAACUUCUAUGCAAAUGUGGACUUGUUUAGAAAGAGAGGUAGUGGUGGCUAAUGAUGAAGACUGUCAACACCCAUUCACCCUUGCCUCCUGCUGGAGACGAGCAGAUGUACACAAUAGCAGAAGCAGUGGUGAAACAACAGAGAGUUGCUGCUGAGUAUGGCUUCAGCUGUGGUUACGUGGAGAAAAGAGAGAGCACCAUACUGCCUUCAAGGCUAAUGGUCUGGGGAUGGGAAGGAAAGACUUUGAGCAGAUGAACCUUGGGAAGGACAAGGGAAGCUCUGGAGAAUAGAGAAUUCUUGAGGGAGUGACAUGUGAGAUGGGGAGAAGAGAGUCAUGGGACCCAGUGUUUCUCUUCUAUUGCAGGGGGUUUUUUAACCCAUAACUUGUCAAAUUUCUGUGGAAUCCAGUAUGAAAGAAUACUGCAGAAUGUUCUUAAAUGCAGUGUCCACAUUACUGUCCUCAGUAUCUGUAGGUGGACCCCAGGGUGAUAUGUUUUAAUAGCUAAUUAAAAUUAAUUAAAGUAUCUCAUUGUAUAAACUUGAAAGUAACAGCUUUGCUAAAUAAAACCUCUGUCAACCUUUGUUUUGGUAUAAACCAUGUCCGUUUGAAUUUUAAAAUAAAGAUAAUUUAUUUCUGAACAAUUUUCUCAGAAUUCACGGUACUUGAUAACCUAGCAACAACAAAAGAAAGAUGAAAUCGUUAAAAAAAGUGCAAGUCAAUUUAAAUGCUACAACCCUAACAUGGCACAAAUUGUCAUGCUCAAAAUGAAUAUCUGGAUGAGUCAGUGACCAAAGCCCAGUGGCCACUAAUGCAAAAUAAUACCUAGGAGAAGUCAGUUUUAACUUCACAAAUGGAAUCCACUCAUUAUUGCUUAUUGAAUUAAGACUUGUUUCUGGAAACUGAAGUUUUAUUGGAGAAAACCUUUCAAAUCCCUAGUCACUAAAAUGUAUUCAGAUAAACAUUUUAGCUGGCUUGCUCCUCGUUUGUUUUUCCCCCACGUCCAUUCCUGGGCACAACAGAUUCUUUGGUUGUUGAGAGCUCCUGAGUUCCCCAGCUAUAGAGUUUGCCCUGCAACUUGAGUGGAGAAGCAUGCCCUAAGAAAGCAGCAUCCAGACCAACUCGUAGGGGAAUUUCCAGGGGCAGAGCCUGUGGCCCAAAUGCUCAAUUGCAAGCGUAUAAAUCUAGGAUUUAGCAAUGCAAGUCAAAGCUGAAAUUGACCCAUCACCUCUGCCCAGCCCAUCUCUUAUACUUGGGAAUUGGGCUAUGGGCUAUGAUGUGAUGGGACAAUAGCAUAUGAUCAGGGUCUGUCCAUGUCCCAGUGGUGUUGGGUUUCUAUCCAUUGAUGAACAUGUUGCAUAGUCCAAAGAUGUAUUUCUAGCUGAUAGCUCAAAAACUGGGGAGCCAGGAGGUGAGUCUUAAUCAGGCUGAUAGUACUACCUCUCCAUUGCAUUCAGGGAGAAAUGGAUGAGAGAAACGUUAAUCUUUUCACCUUGACCACAUAAUAUUGCUCCUUAUUUGUAAUAAAAUUUAAAGGAACUCUGUUCUGACUUCUAGUCUCUGGUCCUGGCACAGGCUGAAUCAGCCCAGCCUACAGCCACUUUACCCACCAUGUAAUCAUUGGCUAAGACUAGGUCACCAGUUAAUGAGAUGGCAGUAAUUCAAAGUGAUUAGCCUGCCUUUUCCGUCGAGAAACAGCACUUCUUCUAUAAGCAAUGUCAUAAAGAAACCCCGGCUCUUCUUUCUAGGAGCUCUAAUCUCAGGGACCCUGAAACUAGCACAGGGGAUGAUAACUUCCCACUGACCUAUAAAAAAAUAAUAAAGAGAAGAGGAGCGUCCAUGGCUGGUCUUUUCAUGAAGUUUCUCUCCACCCUGGGAAUGCAGUUACAUGUCCUGGGUUUCAUAAAACUGUUAGCCAAUUUGUACCCCUUGUACCACCAAUAGGGAGAGAGGACUUUACCUUCAUCAGCACACCCUUAUUCAAAAAGCACUUAACCAUAAUGUGCAGUAUCUUUGCAAACAAUAAUGUGUAAAUUAAAUGGUGUUGCUUUACAUUUCAUAGGUUUCAGAUUAAAUAAUGUGUCAAAACACAUGAGAUUAAAAA
Messenger RNA from Chelonia mydas (Green sea turtle), 6360 nucleotides. RefSeq names its product 5'-nucleotidase domain containing 1 (gene NT5DC1). Lineage: Eukaryota; Metazoa; Chordata; Testudines; Cheloniidae. The record is from RefSeq and is a predicted model, not a curated record. Bases 363 to 1727 code for a protein of 454 amino acids. Gene Ontology annotation, molecular function: 5'-nucleotidase activity. The transcript has 12 exons.